AUGCAAAGUAUGGAGGCGCGAUGCAUUAAGUUGAUGAAAUGGUAUGUGCCUGCUACUGUUCAGGAUCAGCAGAGGGACGCCAAAGAGGUAUCCAAUCUGGUACUCAGAAGAGGCCAAAAAUUGUGUAACAUUCUGGAGUGGCGAGAGCAGAAGAUUGUGUAUAGACGAUACGCCUCCCUUUAUUUCAUUUGUUCAAUCGAUCGAGAUGACAACGAGCUGAUUGCACUCGAGACGAUCCACAUGUAUGUGGAAAUGCUAGACAGAUAUUUCGGUAAUGUCUGUGAGUUGGACGUCAUUUUCAACUUUCACAAAGCGCAAUACAUUCUUGAUGAAGUGUUGAUGUCGGGCGAACUACAGGAAUCUUCGAAGCGCGUGGUAAGCUAUGUUCUGGAAUCUAAUACGUUUCAUAACAGGAAAUACAGAAAACUCGUUCUCCGGGCGAUAUCAGCCGAGGACGAGUUGGAAGAUGAGAAAUCGUCGUCAUCGUCGAAGCGUCGAUGA
This is a messenger RNA of Perkinsus marinus ATCC 50983, 501 nucleotides long. Its product is annotated as clathrin coat assembly protein ap19, putative. The transcript has 6 exons. Bases 1 to 501 code for a protein of 166 amino acids. Gene Ontology annotation, cellular component: membrane coat; intracellular membrane-bounded organelle. NCBI's taxonomy places the organism in Eukaryota, Perkinsozoa, Perkinsida, Perkinsidae. Gene Ontology annotation, biological process: intracellular protein transport; vesicle-mediated transport. The record is from RefSeq and is a predicted model, not a curated record.